Morus notabilis is the source of this 670-nucleotide messenger RNA. RefSeq lists its product as uncharacterized. Gene Ontology annotation, molecular function: Arp2/3 complex binding; protein kinase A regulatory subunit binding. Gene Ontology annotation, cellular component: cytoskeleton. The transcript is spliced from 2 exons. NCBI's taxonomy places the organism in Eukaryota, Viridiplantae, Streptophyta, Magnoliopsida, Rosales, Moraceae. The coding region runs from base 1 to 546 and encodes 181 amino acids. Gene Ontology annotation, biological process: positive regulation of Arp2/3 complex-mediated actin nucleation; actin cytoskeleton organization. The record is from RefSeq and is a predicted model, not a curated record.
AUGUCUUCUCUCAUUUCAACAUUUCAAGUUUGCCCUUCUAGGUCUUCUCUCUCAUUUUUUCAACCCAGACGGCGCUUCUCUCAGUCCAAACCCACCCACCCACCCACCGGCCACCCUCACCCUCACCCACCGGCGCCACCCUAUUCUCGCUUCUUCUUCUCUUCUUCUUCAUCAUCUUCUUCUUCUUUCGUCUCCGCCCUAUUCUUUCUGGACUCUCCACUCUCUUCCUCGGAUUCGGUCUUCGGGAACAACACUCCGCCGCUCCAUUCUCCUUUUUUUUUUCUGCUCUGCCCCCUUUUUCCUCAUCGACUUCUUCUUUUUCGAUCCAACACUCCGCUGCUUCUAUCCUCUGCUUCUUUGACGAGGUACAGGGUGAGGAGCGAGUACGGAUUAGCCGAUCCUGAGCUGUACAGAGCCGCCGAUGAGGAUGAUCCCGAGGCGCUCUUAGAAGGCGUCGCCAUGGCUGGCCUCGUCGGAGUUUUGUGUCAGCUCGGUAACCUUGCUGAGUUAGAUUAUAUGGUGCGUGUUUCGUUUAUAUAUGGAUAGUUAAAAUGGCUAUUUUUCUCUUCGUUGCCGGGGAUGCUCCUUGGCCUUCUUCUUUUCCCAGCGGUGUUUAAAUUUGUACUACAAAUAUGGGAAUGGUUUUCAAGUAAACGAUAUUCUGAAUCAA